Oncorhynchus keta (chum salmon) is the source of this 5666-nucleotide messenger RNA. RefSeq names its product protein TESPA1-like. The coding region runs from base 4635 to 5519 and encodes 294 amino acids. Gene Ontology annotation, molecular function: signaling receptor binding. The transcript has 9 exons. The record is from RefSeq and is a predicted model, not a curated record. NCBI's taxonomy places the organism in Eukaryota, Metazoa, Chordata, Actinopteri, Salmoniformes, Salmonidae.
CUACCUGACCGGGUUGUUGAAUUCGAAACAGUACACGUUGGCUAGCUGUUAGCUGUUAGCUGUUGGCUAGCUAGCAGAGUCUCCUACGUUAAGGACGACAAAUAGCUGGCUAGCGACCCUCAGUGAAUUAAGAUAAUCACUCCAAGGCUACACACACUAAACUACACGAAUAUCUUGGAAACAAAGACAGCUAUGUAGCUAGCUAACACUAGACUAAUCAAGUCGUUCAGUUGAGUGAAAAGCACUACAGUGAUGCUAAUCCGUGUGCGUUAGCUAGCGUUGCUAGCUCCUGGGCGAAUAGCAGUGAAGGCUACGUUAGGGCGACGAAAUACGAUAAUUAAGCAAUUAUCUCUGAUACAAGGACGGCUAUGUAGCUAGCUAAGAAGAAUUGCUAAGAUUAGACAAAUCAACCGUUGUACUAUAAUGAAAUGUAAUGAAAAAGUUAUACAACCUGCAGAGCGAAGUGCGAAUGCGACCGCUCGCUCCAACCCGUGUACAUGUAUAGUCUAAUCCUUUUCUGUUCAGUGAGUGUUUUGUGAUUUAAUCAAAUUCUCUUCUUUACGUGUUUUCUGACAAAAGCAACAAAAAGGUUGAGAAUUAAAUAAAUACACUCCAUGCUUUAGUGAUACUUACAUGCAAUCAAUUACAGUACGUAUCUUUGUGGACUCAAUUUAAUCACAUCUGUUACAAUUCCAUGUUGCACAAUCACAAAUAAUAAUGAGGAAUGUACAAGGGCACGGAGAAAUGGCAUACUAUGGCAUACUACAGAGCAUAUCAGAGCAUAAUAAGAAUUUGUUCUUAACUGACUUGCCUAGUUAAAUAAAGGUUAAAAAAAUACAAAUAUCCAAUAUUCUGCAAAAAACUAUAUGUUCUCAUUCUAGUAGUCUAUGCACUCACUACCUGGUUAUAUUUUAAGAAAACCAUCACAAAAAUGCCAAAUAAGUAUUGUGGAUGUUAGAUAUUGAUAUUCAUUCCUUGGACCAUGUUGAUCACAUUCAGCUUCGUGUCAGAGAAGUGGUUUCAAUAGCAUACAUUUCACAAAGGUGAAUUCCAUGUCUGCCAUUGUCAUGUUUCCUAGAAACAGCAGAAGUUUUCCAACUUUCUGUCAGUGCAGGGUUGCCAGGUCAAGCUAAAAUUUCUAGGCCAAUGACCACUCAAAACCCAUCUAAAAGGUCUGAAAACUAGACUCCCAAAAAAUCAUUUUCCAUCAGUGGAUGUAGAUUUAACUUAGACUGCGAUGAUUAAGCAAUAAGGCUCAAGGGGGUAUGGUAUAUGGCCAAUAUACCAUGGAUAAAGGCUGUUCUUGUGGAGUGCCUGGAUACAGCUGGUAGCUGUGGUAUAUUGGCUGUAUACCACAAACUCCUGUGAUGCCUUUUGCUAUUAUAUACCGGUUACCAACGUAAUUAGAACAGUAAAAAGUAAUGGUGGUAUAUGGUCUGAUAUACCAUGGCUUUCAGGACUAGAACCAGGUUUAUAAUUGUAAAUAAAUCCUCUUUGUGCAUUUGCAUAACUAUAGAUACAUCCGAAAGGAGAGUAUGAGUGAUAAAAGUUCGAGAGAGGAUUUUGAAAUCUCUGAGCAAGACACCUGAGGCUAUUUUCUGGCAAUUGUGCUGUUGUUAUGUGCCAGGUGUUAAGAUAGGCAUAGGUUACAGACUAAAAACUGGGUUUAUGAUGAAUUAGAAUGUUCCAUAGUUUGCUUGGAUACACAGUACACAGAUCAUCUGUACAGAAUGGCGCCGGAGAGGAUGGUUGCCGUUUUAUAGGCCAACUGUGCUAUUUUGUUUGUUUUUUUGCAUUGUGUGUAACUUAUUUUGUUCAUAAUGUUGCUGCUACCAUCUCUUUAAUUAUUUGUUACUUUAAUUUCUUACUUUUUAAAGGUAUUAUUUUAAAGGUGUUGGUUAAGAGCUUGUAAGUAAGCAUUUCACUGUAAGGUAUUCGGCGCAUGUGACAAAUACAAUUGAUUGGAUUUUAACUCUGGGUCUUCCUUUCCUGUGGCGGUCCUCAUGAGAGCCAGUUUCAUCAUAGCACUUGAUUGUUUUUGUGACUGCACUUGACGAAACUUGAAAUGUUCCAUAUUGACUGACCUUCAUGUCUUAAAGUAAUGAUGGACUGUCAUUUCUCUUUGCUUAUUUGAGCUGUUCUUGCCAUAAUAUGGACUUGGUAUUUUACCAAAUAGGGCUAUCUUCUGUAUACCACCCCUACCUUGUCACAACACAACUGAUUGGCUCAAACGCAUUAAGAUGGAAAGAAAUGUCACAAAUUAACGUUUAACGUUUAGCAAAGCUGUCAUCAAGGCAAACGGUGGCUACUUUGAAGAAUCUCAAAUGUAAAAUAGAUUUUGAUAUAUUUAACACUUUUUUGGUUACUAAAUAAUUUCAUGUGUUAUUUAAUAGUUUUGAUGUCUUCACUAUUAUUCUACAAUGUACAAAAUAGUAAAAAUAAAGAAAAACCCUAGAAUGAGUAGGUGUGUUUACACUUAUGACUAGUACUGCAUGUCUAACCCUACUGCAGGCAAUGAUUUUAAUGUUAAAAAAAUAAAUAAAUACAACUUUCAUAAGAUUAUGGCUCCAGUAGCAUCGGCCUAACUCAGAUUUCAGUCUUGUUUCAGGAUCAUCAAAAAUAUUGCUGUUAUUAAAGGGAUCUAUUAUAAUAAAAAUCCAUUUUACUUAGUUGUGAGGAACGUAAAGGAAUUGAAGGGAUAAAUAAUAGAUAACCUGUUUGCGCUGACUGCUCAUCCUUGGCACACACUAGCAGGAGAGCCUGUGGUCUGGUGUCUGUCUGUCCAGCCUGGUCUCAUAGACUAGACAUAACAUAGUAAACGUAAAUCAUUAAAAUGUGUGUGCUAUGUUACAUUUGGUAUACUUAGACAAGACAGAUGGUUACUUGUUUUGGGUGGAUGGGUGGGCCUAUAACUUUAAGUCUAGCAACCCGAAUGUUCCAGAGUUCAAAUCUCAUCACGGACACUUUUAGCAUUUUAGCAAAGUAGUAACUUUUCAACUACUUACUACUUUGUAGUUACUUUGCAACUACUUAGCAUGCUAGCUAACACUUCCCCUGGCCCUAACCAUUUUAGCUAACCCUUCCCCUAACCUUAACCCCUAAUACUAACCCCUAGCCUAGCUAACACUAGCCAGCAGGCCACCUAGCUAGAAUUUGUAAUAUUUCAAACAUUUGGCUAAUACUUUCUAAAUUAUUAUUGAUUAUUAUACACUUUCUAAAUUCGUAACAUUUAAUACAAAUACUAAUUUGUAACAUAUACAAAAUGGGUGAUGGAUAUCCACAAAUUAAUGCAUAUCAAACUAAACAUAACAUAUCAUAAUAAACAGUGUCUCGGAUUUACAUCCACAAUAAUACAACAUGCACGGAGACCAGGUUCGGCCAACUAUCUGCGUGUCUCUCCAACUUCGAGGGUCAUGUCUAGAUGGGAUACAGCUUUUGUCAAAUUGACCUCAAAAGUAAACCAUUUUCCCCCCAUUUAGCCAACCAUUUCCCUCACCUAAUUAUCCUAACCUGCAGCGUAGAUUCUCCUGAACCUGCUACGAAAAUAUCAGGGCGCAUGUUAUCACCAGCAGGUAUAAAGAGGGCUACCGUCAGCUCUUCGUCUUUAGACUAGCUAUUCUACAGUGUGUAUGUGUCGGCUUCUUUUACUGCCGGGAGGAUGUGUCGCAAUGUUAAUUUAUUUCACUUGAAGCCACACUUCCUUUUUUACCUUCUCUGUAUUUGCGCCUAAAGAGACAGUUGAACGAGACAGCCGCGAACAUGUAGCCUAGGCGAUGUGUUGAUAGUCUCAACAUUUGUACUUGAUAAACAGUUUAAGUAGAUUGUCAUCAGAAAAACUGAAGAAAACCUGGAUGAUGUAACGUUAAGCAGUGCUAUUCUGAUAAAAAGAUACACGAAUCGAGACUGGUGAGCGCAGUGGGAGAAACCAGAAUUGAAACCUGCGGUGCGCCAGUGAAGGUAGGCUUGAAAUGAAGAUUUGCUUGUCUCUACAUUAGUUAUUGAAAUAUAUUACGGUAGGCCUACUUUGGUAUCUAUCAGCAUCUGCAUGCGUUUGGAUUUUCAGCCAUGUUUUCUAAAUAUGUCCUUGUUUUUGCUUGAGCAGUGAAAUAAAGUUGUAUCAAAUUUGACAUGAGUAAUUAUGUGCACUGAAAGCUUUCUACAAAUAUUGGCAGUUGUUAAGCUAUAUAAUAUAAUAACUUAAUUUUUCUAAGAGGGAACUUCUAAUGUGAUUGUCAUGUAGGCUAUUUUUCAGCACAACAUUAACAUAAUUGCAAUUAUUUUGUGAGUUUGUGACAUAUGAUGAUUAUCUACUUAUGGAUUGAUUUGAGUGAGUGUGUGGUGUCAAUUCUUUUAAAAUUGCAGCUGUUCAUUUCAAUAUUGGAAUAAUUUGCUAUUCCAACCAGCUGUACUAGAUUAUAAAUCAGGGGGUUAAAUGUUCCUGCAUGAAAUGCUGUGCAGGCUACUGUAGUUUCACUGAAACUAUCAUUUGGAUGGUCCUGGUUUGGAAGAAUUGUGUCAAUAUAAACCUACUGAUACAGUACUUACUUCACGAUUUGGGUUCUCCCAGUUGAUAAUUAUUGAAGUAGCCUAUUCAAUGAAUAGGUGAGCUGUUGAGUGAAUAGGUGAGCGGUCUGAUGGAGAGCCCAUCUUCUACGACCAGGCGUCAGGCCUGGGUCCAGACCAGUCGACAGUGGCUAACCCUGGAACUAGAUCCACAGGUACCAGGACCAUACAUCCACCCCUCUGCCCACCCAUCUACCCUACAACGACCAGGAUAUACCCAUCCUUCUGCCCCACAUGGACCACCAUACACCCAUCCCUCUGAUCAACACCAGUCUGCAGAGGAUGACGUCUUCUCAGAUGGAUGCUCUGCAGGAAAUAUUGAGAGCUGGCUUCUGGGCUGUGGGCUGGAGACCGGCUCAGAGAACUCUAGCAAUAAUCUGACUGUUGAGUCUCUGCUGAAAGCGAACAGUUUUGAAGAUGACCUGAGUCUGGGUGCCGAGGCUACAGCAUUAAAUGUCAAAGGAGUCUCAGAACUGAGGGUGCUGCUUCCGCCACCCAAACAUCUUCACAGAGGUGGAGUCACCACCAGUACUCCCCGUCAGAGGCUGGCUCUGCCCUUACUCCACCUCGGUUACAGUAUUGCCUCCAGUGGCUUCUCCAACAGCACCAGUAAGGCAUCAAGUGUGUCUGAGGUGCUGCAACUGUGUGCAGAGGAUGCAGAGGAGACUCUGUACGAUUUGGGGUUCGGAUGUGACGAGCCUGAUGUUACAGACCGCAUCCCCACCCGUUUCCUCAACUUCCCUUCCCAGCUUCACGGUAUCAACUUCCGCCUCUUCCUCCAGUCCAAACUGUACCGCCUCCGACAGGAGAACCCAGGACUCUCUCUGGCCAAAGCUCUCCCCUCCCGAGUUCAGCAUCUCCCCCACCGCCGACAAGCAGACUGGACGGCGCUUCAUGGGAAGCGUUCGCAGCGAACCGAGGUCUCCAGUGGAGCGAUUCAAGGACACGGUUUCUAAGAUGUGCCUGUAUACUAGUUCUAGUGGUUCCACCCAGCGAGGCUCAGACUCUGCCUGCCACGGUCCGGGAUUUUCUUCCGGACCUGGGUCUGGGUUGUCCCCCAAGAAGAGAAGCAGCCUGCCUGAAUUGGUGGGACUGGUCCUGGA